CUUACUACGCACCAAAAAUACCAAACUCAAGACACUAGGAUAUAGGAGUACUCUGUUUCUAUGGAAGACAAGAUGAACCAGGAACAACAACGACGAGGACCCAUGUCGAGCGAGCAAGAACCGAUCACGUACGGCGACGUGUUUGACGUCUCCGGCGAUCUGGCUUCGCGACCCAUUGCGCCACAGGAUGCAGCCACCAUGCAAACGGCCGAGCAGAUAGCACUUGGGAAGACUCAAACGGGCGGCGGCGCGGCAAUCAUGCAGUCGGCUGCGGCGGUGAACGAGCGGCUCGGCACUGUCGGCCACCGCGACAUGACGGACGUGGUCAGGGAUCAGGGCGUCACCGUUAUGGAAACGGAUGUCGGGGCCAGACGUAUCGUGGUUGAGGCGGUUGGUGACCAGGUUGUGGGGCAAUACAGCCAGCCAUUAACAGUGCCAACAAUAAUAGGGCAAGUGAUGUCUCCGGAUCCAGUUAUUCUGGGUUCGGAUCCGAUCACUAUCGGAGAAGCUCUGGAAGCAUCCGCCCUCGGGGCUGGUGGAGACAAGCCUGUCGACCUGAGCGAUGCUGCCGCAAUUCAGGCAGCGGAGAGAGCCACUGGCACGAUACUCCCGGGCGGAAUCGGCGCUGCCGCUCAGUCUGCAGCCACACACAAUGUCCGGACCUUAGGGGACGAGGACAAGACCACGAUCAGUGAUGUUUUGGAGGAUGCAACUUCAAAGCUACCGGCGGACAGACCUGCGACCAGGGAAGACGCAGAGGGGGUUAUCAGUGCGGAGAUCAGGAACAAUCCCCUGAUGGCUGCACAUCCGGGGGGCGUGGCGGAUUCAAUGGCUGCUGCAGCAAGGCUUAAUGUGCAGUAAAGCAGUAGGCCUAUGAGUGAUGUAAUGGUUGUGGCAGUCAGGGUCUUUGGUUUUUGUUUUCACGUGUAAAAGAAGAUCCAGCUUGUGAAAUCUGUUUUCCACUUGUUAAGUUGAAGGUUGUAGUUUUGUCGGACAACUCCAAUAGUGUGUGUGUGUGUGUGUGUGUGUGUAAUUAGUUGCAGGCAUGUACCCAGUAUUUAUCUUUCCAUUCGAAUUUUCUUGUUUUCCUGUCUGGUUUUUCAAUAAAGUCGGAUCUACCCCUUCUAUGACAAAGUUAAAACUGAUUCAUAAAUGCCCAAUAUGAACUCAAAUUCAUAAUGCCCACAGUGCUAAAAUCACAAUACAACUUCAACAACUCGAGUUUUUGAAGACCAAAGGAAAUCCAUGGCAACCUAGAACAAUAGGACAUCAAUGAGAAGCCAUCACGAUUUAGAAAAAAGAAUAUUGAUAAACUGUCGCCCAAUUGCCGUUAAAAAAAUAGUACGAAGAAACCAUCUAAACUCAGCCGUAAUAGCAGGCACAAGUCUAUAACCAAACAAAACUAGACGCAAGAACAAUACAAAGCUACCCGUCAGAACCAGAUUUUAUCGCUUCUUGGAGACACCAACAGUCUUCCCCCUGCGGCCAGUGGUCUUGGUAUGCUGCCCACGAACCCUAAGACCCCAGUAGUGACGGAGACCACGAUGGUUUCUGCCCA
Messenger RNA from Rhododendron vialii, 1558 nucleotides. RefSeq names its product late embryogenesis abundant protein D-34. The record is from RefSeq and is a predicted model, not a curated record. The transcript is spliced from 3 exons. NCBI's taxonomy places the organism in Eukaryota, Viridiplantae, Streptophyta, Magnoliopsida, Ericales, Ericaceae. Bases 61 to 861 code for a protein of 266 amino acids.